Condylura cristata (star-nosed mole) is the source of this 792-nucleotide messenger RNA. RefSeq names its product olfactory receptor 5B2-like. Gene Ontology annotation, biological process: G protein-coupled receptor signaling pathway; sensory perception of smell. Gene Ontology annotation, cellular component: membrane. The transcript has 3 exons. Gene Ontology annotation, molecular function: olfactory receptor activity; G protein-coupled receptor activity; odorant binding. The coding region runs from base 1 to 792 and encodes 263 amino acids. The record is from RefSeq and is a predicted model, not a curated record. Lineage: Eukaryota; Metazoa; Chordata; Mammalia; Eulipotyphla; Talpidae.
AUGGAGAACACCACAGAAGUGACCCAGUUCAUCCUCCUAGGACUGACCAAAGCCACGAACUUACGAGUCCCACUUACAAUGAUGUUCAUUCUUAUAUAUACCAUAAAUGCCAUCGGGAAUCUGGGGAUGAUCCUGUUGAUCCUUUUGGACACUCGUCUCCACACGCCCAUGUACUUCUUCCUCAGUAACCUGUCCCUGAUGGACUUCUGUUACUCUACUGCUGUCACCCCUACGGUCAUAGCUGGGUUACUCAUGGGAGACAAGGUCCUCUCCUACAAUGCAUGUGCGGCUCAGAUGUUCUUUUUUGCAGCCUUUGCCACUGGGGAAGUUUUCAUCUUGGCUGCAAUGGCCUUUGACCGCUAUGCAGCCGUGUGCAAACCCCUGCAUUACACCACCAUCAUGACCACAGGUGUGUUUAUCUUUGUAUCCUACAUAUUCAUUUUUAUCACCAUCCUAAAGAUGCGCUCAUCUGCAGGCUAUCAGAAGGCUCUGUCCACAUGUGCUUCUCACUUUACUGCCAUCACCAUUUUCUAUGGGACAAUCAUGUUCAUGUACUUACAGCCCGGCUCCAGCCAUUCCAUGGACACAGACAAAAUGGCGUCCGUGUUUUAUACUAUGGUCAUCCCCAUGCUGAACCCUAUAGUCUACAGCCUGCGGAACAAGGAGGUCAAGAAUGCAAUCAAGAAGUUGGAAAUAAUGGAACCUGUGCCCACAGCUGCUCAGAGCUUCUCCAGCAGACUCUGUGCAUUAUUCCCGGGCUGGAUUAUUUUUCAUCUCAAACAUACUAGUUAG